CAGCUGUUUACGGAAGUUAUCAUGUAUCCAGGUUUAAAAAAAGACAACAAAUAUGCAUAUAUGUUUAAAAAAAAAUAUCAUCCUUUAAAAAUGGCUGCCUCCAACAAAAUUUCGUCAGAUCAAAAUUUUAAUAUGGAUAAUGAAUUUAAUAAAUUGUCAGUAAAAAACGAUUCUGGAUUAAGUAAAAAUGAUAAAUUUUAUGGGAUAGUAUUCCUGAGCGCAGUGACAGGAAUUUCAACACUGAUAGGUUUUGGUACAGCAGUAGCUGGCAUGAGAAAACAAGACCCAAAAUAUUUCCAAGAAGGUGUUGUGGGUGUCAAAGGAGCAUCCGAAGCCGGUGUUUCUCUUGCAAUGAGAGCACUGGGUAUAGGAACCGUUUACGCUGUUACAGGAUGCGGUUUGCUGUUCUACGGCAUUUGGAAACUUUCUGGAGCCACUAACGCUCUGGAGUUCCGUCAGAAAAUGGGAUCAAUCUUACCUCAGAUUCCUAAAAAUAAUCCUCCUAAAAGUAGAACUGAAUUCGAGGGACUUAAUGAUCUCUUGAAGUACGUGUCUGAAGAAUGGGGCAAAGAAAGUACAAGUGAUACCAAAUAAUUAUACCAAUUAUCUAAAUUAUUAAAAUAAAUUUUAUAAAUUGUUGUACUGACUUUAAAUAAAUAUUUUUUUUUUUUAUUUAA
Molecule: messenger RNA, 677 nt
Organism: Cotesia glomerata
Lineage: Eukaryota; Metazoa; Arthropoda; Insecta; Hymenoptera; Braconidae
Product: transmembrane protein 242
Exons: 3
Coding region: 22-594 (190 amino acids)
Source: RefSeq, a predicted model, not a curated record